UCUAAUUUAUUUUCUUUUAAGAUAACUAGUGCUAUCUUAUCCCCCACAAUCUUAAAGAUAUAUCUUUAAGGAAUGGUUGCUGAAGGCAUUUUAGUUUGAAUCUAGAAGCGUAGCGGAUAACAUAGACUUUUUACUCCAAAUAUGGAAUUACUAAGUUCAGAGGAAUGCCUUCUGAUAGCUCAGAGAACUCUUUCAGUUGUCGAAGAACACAAUGUGAUACUUAUAAACUCACACGUGGAUGCAGGCUCCAAGGAUCUCAUGGGAUAUAUGGGAGAAUACUACAAAUUGCAUUUGGAAGCGGAGGUUAAAGGUGACAAGAAAAAAUAUUUCCUUAACUAUUUUAUUAAAAGCCUGCCCCGCAAAAAUGAGCCACAAAGAGAGGAAUGCGAACGCAAGGGAGUUUUUCAAAAGGAGUCUGCUCUAUAUAGCCAGUUAUUACCUAAGAUUCAAAAAUAUGCCACUAAGAAGCUUUAUCCAAAAUGUUACUACAGUCGGAAUGAUAUCCUAGUGCUAGAAGAUCUUACCCAGGACUACAGACAUCUUAGAGCCAAUGAAUACUAUACCUUAGAUCAUUAUAAGAUCGUUUUGGAACACCUAUCUGAAUUACAUGCAGCUAGUAUCGCUUGGGAAGAAAAGGAAAAUGUACAGAUUUACGAAAGUUACAAACAUGUGCUCAUUGAGUUACAUUUGGAUGCAAAUAACUCGUGGUACAUAACUGGACUUAAGGCAAUCGUUUUUUUAGCGGCACGUAAUCCGCAUUUUCAGACAAUGAAAGCUCAGCUCUUUAUUCAAGAAAAACUCUACAAUCUUCUAACCAAAGCUGAAGAACUGGUCGCUCCCUCGAAGACUAUAAGAAAUGUACUCUGCCAUCGGGACACUUGGGAUCGUAAUAUUCUGUACCAUUUCAACAACAAAUCUUCAGAAUUACCCAAUGCCUGCUGCAUUGUCGAUUUUCAACUCACCCAGUACUGUUCUCCCACCUUAGAUGUUUUAUUCCUACUCUAUAUUGUAGCCCCCGCUGAAGUCAGAAGGGUGAUUUAUGAUGAGUGUCUCGAGCACUAUUAUAAGAAUUUACAGCAUCACCUGGGUCGUCUGGGCUUGGACAAGAAUCUCAUAACAGAAAAUAACUUUAGAAAAGAGUGCCAAAGAACGCGAUUGGCUGCCCUUGUUAUUUGGGCUCUCACCGAGCCUCAGACCAAAAUGUCACCCUGUAUUUCAAAUAGAUUACGAUCCGAAGAACCGGAGAAGUUUGACUAUUACCUCAACUGCGAUCGGAGUGAAUUAUUACUCAGGGUAAUCGAGAUUCAACCUGGUUACGAGGAGACCAUUAUGACGCCUAUCAGGGAACUGGUGGAUUACCUCAUGGAGAAUGAGAAUUUAUAUACUUAGAUGGUAGAUAACAUU
Messenger RNA from Drosophila simulans, 1404 nucleotides. RefSeq lists its product as uncharacterized. The coding region runs from base 142 to 1389 and encodes 415 amino acids. The transcript is spliced from 3 exons. The record is from RefSeq and is a predicted model, not a curated record. NCBI's taxonomy places the organism in Eukaryota, Metazoa, Arthropoda, Insecta, Diptera, Drosophilidae.